AUUAACAUCUUCGUCAUCCUCAUCCCAUCAUCAUCAUCAUCAUCAUCAUCAUCAUCAUCAUCAUCCUCACUACCACCAACAUCACUCCAGUCUUCACUAUCAUCAACCCAAACAGCAAAGCCUUUAAUAUCAGCAACCUCUACAUCAUCUUCCUCAUUUUUACAAUCAUCAGCAAACUCGCAGCCUUCAUCACCAUUAAAAUCAGCGACAUCUUCUAUACUAUCUUCUAUGCCAUCUUCAUCAUCUUCACAAUCUUCAUCACCAACAUUACCAUCAUCUUUACCAUCAUCUACACAAUCUUCAGCACCCUCUUUAUCAGUCUCACUAUUGUCGUCAUCAACAUCAUCUUCAUCAGUCCCACUAUCAUCAUCAAUCUUGCAGCCUUCAUCACCAUCCACACCAUCUUCAUCACCAACAUUAACAUUGUUAUCAACAACAUCUUCAAUACUAUCAAAAACAUCUACAUCAACUUUAUCAUCAUCAGCAGGACCAUCUACACUAUCAUCUGUACCAUCUUCAUCAUUCAUAGCACCAUAUUCAUCAGUGCCACUAACAUCAACAACAACCCCAGUAGCACAGUCCUCACUAUCAGCAACCUCUUCAUCAUCUUCCUUAUCCUUACCAUCAUCAGCAAACUCACAGCCUCCAUCAUCAUCCCCAUCUUCAUCACCAACAUUAACAUCAUUAUCAUCAACAACAACGUCUUCAAUACUAUCUUCCACACCCUCCUUAUCAUAUUCACCAUCAUCAGGACCAUCUUCAUCAGUCCCACUAUUGUCAUCAUUAUCUUCUUCUUCAACACCAACAUCAACA
Molecule: messenger RNA, 813 nt
Organism: Megalobrama amblycephala (Wuchang bream)
Lineage: Eukaryota; Metazoa; Chordata; Actinopteri; Cypriniformes; Xenocyprididae
Exons: 1
Source: RefSeq, a predicted model, not a curated record